Molecule: messenger RNA, 1842 nt
Organism: Dendronephthya gigantea
Lineage: Eukaryota; Metazoa; Cnidaria; Anthozoa; Malacalcyonacea; Nephtheidae
Product: deleted in malignant brain tumors 1 protein-like
Exons: 7
Coding region: 1-1842 (613 amino acids)
Cellular component (GO): membrane
Source: RefSeq, a predicted model, not a curated record
AUGGUCAAGAACUUUGCUAACAGAAGAGUUUCAGAUUGCAAAAAAGAUAUUUUCGUUCUUUGGAACAAUUAUAAUUUUGUUGGCUUAAAUCCACACGUGAAAAGAUUCUUGAAGAAUUUUAUCAGAAAUAAGAAACUGGGCGUGGAGGAACAUGGAACACAUCUUGGUUUCAUUAGCUUCUCAAGCUACAACACAGGAAGAGAAUUAUUGAAAAUCGGGGAGCUUAGGAAUAAAACAGAAUUGAUAAAGUGGUUGGAUAGUUUUGAAAAUAGCACUGAUCCGAGCAGAAAUACGACCAUCAUAAGAAAAUCAUAUGAACUCGAGCACGUAAAUAAUGUGUUCAACAACGGCAGUAUCAACAAAACUUCCCGUCCUAACGUGGAUGACGUCAUUUUGUUGCUAUUAUUGAGCAACGGAACGGACGCUAGGGUGGAAAAUCAAAGCAGAUUUAAAGAUGAGUUUAUGACAACAAUAAAGGAAAAUGUCACCAUUAUUGCCUUAGUUGGAAGCAUUGGAGACGAGAUAAAAGACUUGAAACUUCACAUCAAGCGUCGGUCGUCACCACAGCUAGUGUUUAACUCAGUACUCUCGGACAAUUUUGACAAUGUUGUGCAUAAAAUUGUCGAUGCUUUGUGCACACAUUCAGAAGGAUGUGGGUGCAUAAGUGAACAGGAGUUCAUUGCAUAUUCUAAACCAGGAGCCCUCACUGGAUUGGUUAAUUGGACAAUACCCGAAGUCACAUGUUCUGAUUACAAAAGGGGCCAGGUUGAUCCACCUGAUCUCACACCUCCUGCAAAUUUCUCAGUGGGCAAGCACGUGAUUACCUACCCGUACUCGUAUAAACGUGGUGGCAAAAUUGUUCAAUUUAAAUGUUUUGUCAACUUUACUGUUGUUCCCUGUGAAUGUCCAUGUCCGCAAACAGUGGAAAAAAUUGUAGCCGUUUCGGGAAGGGCCUUUGUCAGUUGGGUAGAACCUAAACCGAAUUGCCCAACCAUACAAAGUUCGGGUAAUCCGAUCACAACCAAUGGAUAUUUUGGUGUUGGAAAUUACACACAGAACUACAGCUAUACGUACAGCAACGAGAUUCAAUCAUUUGUUAUUGAAUGUCAUGUAACAAUUGUAGUAGUAACUAAAGAUCUAUCAAUCCGAUUAAAAGGGCCAUCAAGUUCAAAUGGUAUUGGUCGUGUGGAGAUAUUCUAUAACGGAAAAUGGGGAACAAUCUGUGAUGACCAAUGGGAUAUCAAGGAUGCUCAAGUUGUGUGUCGUCAACUGGGUUAUCAGGAAGUCUUUGCGUCUCUUCAAGGAAAACUUGUUCCUUCUGGUUCAGGGCAGAUAUGGUUAGACAAUGUUCGUUGUUCUGGGAAUGAGCAAAAUCUGGCCAGUUGUUCCCAUAGAGGCUGGGGAGUCCACAACUGUCGUCAUUCUGAAGAUGCUGGAGUGAACUGCUUUGGUCCAUCAAUCCGGUUAAAAGGACCUUCAAGUUCAAAUGGUGUUGGUCGUGUGGAGAUAUUUUAUAGCGGAAAAUGGGGAACAGUCUGUGAUGACCAAUGGGAUAUCAAUGAUGCUCAAGUUGUGUGUCGUCAACUUGGUUAUCAGAAAGCCUUUAUGGCCCUUCAGGGAAAUCUUGUUCCUUCUGGUUCAGGGCAGAUAUGGUUAGACGAUGUUCAUUGUUCUGGGAAUGAGCAAAAUCUGGCCAAUUGUUCCCAUAGAGGCUGGGGAGUCCAUGACUGUCGUCAUUCUGAAGAUGCUGGAGUGAAGUGUGGUAAUUGGCAUUUACAUUUUUGCAACCAAAUCUUAUCAAUCAGCUUCCUUCAAUCUUCAGCCUUGUACCCAGGGCUUUAG